Triplophysa rosa is the source of this 3164-nucleotide messenger RNA. RefSeq names its product transmembrane protein 115 (gene tmem115). NCBI's taxonomy places the organism in Eukaryota, Metazoa, Chordata, Actinopteri, Cypriniformes, Nemacheilidae. Gene Ontology annotation, biological process: retrograde vesicle-mediated transport, Golgi to endoplasmic reticulum. Bases 986 to 2071 code for a protein of 361 amino acids. The record is from RefSeq and is a predicted model, not a curated record. Gene Ontology annotation, cellular component: Golgi apparatus; membrane. The transcript is spliced from 2 exons.
GCCCAGUCGCAGCGCUGGACGGUGACGUUUGCAAAUCUGAUGAUUGUGCUUUGUUGCUAUUAGGUGGGAGCGUCACACUCUUAAACAGCAAAAUAUUACGUCAAUUUAGAUGAAUUGUCGAUGUUGGGAUGUUAAAAGGAGAAGCAGGGAGUUGUGUUUCGGAUUUACGCGUACUGGCUUUAAACAUGCUUUCUGAAGGCCUGUUUUGAGAAGAAAUCCCCGGACUGAACUGCGACUCCAGGCCAGUGUGAGAGGACAUGCCACGGGAGAGAAAGCUGCUUACACUUCUGUUUUCUUCGCCUGUUUUACCUGUACGUCAAACGGCAAGUGCCUGAAAUAAACCCAAAGACUUUUAUAAAGUAUGGGACUGUCAAGCUAACAUGGAAAAUGUGUUUAUAAAGACCGAGCGGGUGAGGUUUGUGGAGUAUUAGCAGGCGGUAGUUGCUGCUGAUAAGCAGGCUGUGGAAUAGUUCAGGUGACCCUGAAAGUUAUUAUUUAUUUCUUAGAUGCUAGGAAACACAACAACUUGCCCGUACUAAUGUCUUGUCAGUAACAUCAGAAAGACAGCGACGUAUUAAACGCAAAACGACAAGUUAUCUAAAGCAACAGUAUUUAAAGUUAUUACAUACUCAUUACAGUAUUGAGUAUGUAAGACCUAAUUGAAUGUGUAUUGUGUUUGAUAAAUCUUAGGCAGUUUACUAUACAAAAGUAUUACUUGGAGCUUCAAGUCUAGUUACAUCCUCAAAAGUGUUGAAAUCACCUGUAAGGUUGUGCAACUCGGUCUCUAUAAUCUUGAACAGAGAUACCACACUGUUUUGCUGAAUUGGCUCAUCAUGUCAUAGAGACUAUUGAACAGCUCAUUCAACUGUUGCUUAUUGAUGUCUGGGUUUGACCUCACCGUUGUGUCCCAGCGGCCCUGACACCGAUUUCUAAGGCUUGCCACUACCAGAGCAUUUACAACUGAGGAGUACCCAAAUCCAUCACAAUGAACCGAUACCUGCCCGUGGCACGGCAGCACUUUCUGAGAGCUCUGGCCAGCACCAGCGUGGUGGUGAAGUCCAUCUGUGCCACAGUGAUUCUGCUGUACCUGCUCUCCUGGGCUGUUAACACCUCGUACCUGCUCGGUGUCACACCUGGCUACCUUUUCCCACCAAAUUUCUGGAUUUGGACACUGCUGACCUAUGCAGUGGUGGAGCAGAACAUUCUUGGCAUGGCGGUGAACGUUGCUACCGUGAUGGUUGCCGGGCGUCUGUUGGAGCCGCUGUGGGGAGCCCUGGAGCUGCUUAUCUUCUUCGCCGUGGUAAACGUAGCAGCCGGUCUCCUUUCCGGACUCUCUUACCUUCUCACCUAUGCUGCAACCUUUGACCUGGACUACCUGUUUGCUGUGCGGGUCUAUGGUGCACCUUCUUUUCUCGGAGGUGUUCUCGUAGCGCUGAAGCAGACUACAGGUGAUACAACAGUGCUCAGAGUUCCACAGGUACGCUUAAAAGCUGCACCAGCGCUAGCUCUGCUGGCAAUAGCCGUCCUGAGACUAGCGGGACUGCUGGACACUUCAGCACCUCUUGCGGCGUGCGGGUACGGCGCUCUGUCUGGGUGGGUUUACCUGCGCUUCUACCAGAGGCAUCCAAGGGGGCGUGGAGACAUGUCAGAUCACUUCGCCUUCGCCUCUUUCUUCCCUGAAGCCCUGCAACCAGCCGUAGGGUUUGUAGCUGGGCUCGUGCAUGCUAUUUUGGUGAAGAUGAAAGUUUGCCGUAAGAUGGUGAAGCGUUAUGAUGUUGGGGCUCCAUCCUCCAUUACCAUUAGCCUGCCAGGCACAGACCCACAAGACGCAGAGAGGAGAAGGCAGUUGGCAUUGAAAGCGCUCAAUGAGCGUCUGAAGCGUGUGGAAGACCAGUCGGCUUGGCCAAGCAUGGAGGACGAAGAGGACGAUGAAGAUGAUGAGGUGCGGACAGACACUCCGCUCCUUUCAACCCGCGACACUUCACCACCAGCACCCAGCAACGCUCAAAAUACCACGGGACAACAGGAGUCCAGCAUUAUAAGUUUUGAAGAUGCCCCGACUCGUUCAUAACAAAUACACAUGCAAUUCACCUUUUGUCCAACAGAGUAAAGUUUACUUUUACAAUCACAAAUGCUACUGGAGACACACUUCCUGGUAAUGUUUUACAUACACAAACAUAAGUAGCCACUAAGAGAACACAGUAAAAAGAACUUCAGCCCAAAAAUGCAAACUAAACAUUUUACAAAGACAUCCACAGCUGUACAAAAACCUCGGACUAGCCUGAUAAUACCUGCAGGAUACUUUUGCUUUGUAAACAAAAUCUUUCCCCAUGGCCUCUUGUGUAAAGGUUCUGGGAUAUGUGUUUUCUGAAUAAAUGAUUGAUGAGAUUAAAAACUGUUUAUACAUUUAUGUAAGACUCAACUAAAUGUUUUUGGGUAACUGUUGCCUGCUUUUUUUUAUUUCUUGGUUUGGUAUUUUUUUGCCUUUCAUCAGGAGGAAAGCAAAAGUCUUGAUGUUCGAAGAUGGGAUUAACAAAAUCAAAAGGUGAAGAAUGUUUAUGCAAAUUUGGGGACCUUUCAAAGAAAACUUGAUCAAAGGUUGUGCUCUGAUCAGAAUAUGGCACAGCGAUUCCUCUUUUCAAGAAAGAUACAUUUGUGUGUGGAUGAAUAGAGAGGAGAGUUUAACAGUCCUUUCAAAGAUAUUUUUAUUCAGAAUAGUUUGAAAUGAUAAUAGCAAUACAGAAUCUAAUUCUGUCCCCUAUUGUACUCGUUCUUUCCUCAUCUGUACUUAAAUAACUUGUCUGUAAAAGUGUUGGCUUUAAUAAGAGUAAUUCACUCUAAUUUAUGAGCUUGCAUAAUGGACCUGUUUUUAUAAAACGCGUAUUGUCUAUACAGUGGGGCUUUAGUUGCAUUGAAUGCAGGUUCUGAUAUAAUGCCAGCCUUUUCUUCUGGACAAACUAGAUUUGUUUUUGUGUAGGGUUGGUGAAUUUUCACUAUUGUUUUACUGUUAAUUUGUGUUUUUAGCAAGUGUUAAUCUAUUUCCUAUGGUUCGUACUGUAGGUGUCAGCUUUGAUGUUUUUCUCUCCUUUUCUGUUUCCGGUUUCAGCCUAAUUUUAUGAUCUCUUUUCAUAUGUAAUAAAAACCGAAUGAAGAGAACACCUGUC